UGAUUCUACGAUGCGAUCUGGCAGUUCUAACAUAUAUCUCAACGGGGACAGUUCUCAGAAAAUGUCGUUGAAAGAUAAAACUGCCGUACUACUGGGAGGACUUGGCGGAAUCGGUUUUGAGAUUGGAAAGCAUCUUCUGAAAAAUGGCAUUUCGAAACUAUUCCUGUUGGAUAUUUCGGCCAAUUUCGACGGAGAAAUGCGUGCCGAACUUCAAGCGUACAACAUCGAUAGUUCCAUCUACUACCGCCAGUGCGACGUAACGGACAAGGACCGCCUUUCGGAGCUGCUGCGCCAAGAAGUGAUGGGCAGGUUGCACUUUAUCGAUGUGUUCAUCAACUCGGUGGGAAUAAUUGACGAGCAGGAUCCGGAUCGGGUGUUGGCAGUAAAUUUGUUAGGAGCCAUCAACAGUUCGCUCAUUGCAUUGGAUUUGAUGUCCAUGGACAACGCUGGACUUGGUGGAUACAUCAUCAACGUGGCUUCCGUAGCUGGACUUGAACCAUUUCCUUACUGCUCGAUCUACACAGCCUCGAAGCAUGGCGUCGUGGGAUUCACGAGAAGCUUAGGGAUUGACACUGUCUUAGUCAAAACGGGAGUAAAAUUCAUCACGAUAUGUCCCGGGGCCACGGAAACGGCCCUGUUCCGGAAGCACAACAUGGGCAACGUGUUUCUGUUGCCUUGGAUGGAGGAAGCUGGUCUCCGGUUGAUGAGACAAAUUCCGAUCCAAAGUCCAAGUGUCGUUGGCGAGUGUGUCAUACGAGCUCUGGUGGAAGGUGAAACCGGAUCCGUGUGGGUUUGUACCGCGGGGAAAAUCGAGCGAGUUACGAUGCCGCUGAAUUUGGAGUAGUAACAAAGUUGUUGGACGUGGAAAUUCAAGUGAUAACAAUUUCGUUUCAUAUUUCAUAUUGUUAAGAUGGGAAUAAGUUGUGGAGAAAGGAAAUUAUAUGUUU
Messenger RNA from Culex pipiens pallens (northern house mosquito), 947 nucleotides. RefSeq names its product alcohol dehydrogenase 1-like. The transcript has 5 exons. Gene Ontology annotation, molecular function: oxidoreductase activity, acting on the CH-OH group of donors, NAD or NADP as acceptor. Bases 11 to 844 code for a protein of 277 amino acids. NCBI's taxonomy places the organism in Eukaryota, Metazoa, Arthropoda, Insecta, Diptera, Culicidae. Gene Ontology annotation, cellular component: cytoplasm. The record is from RefSeq and is a predicted model, not a curated record.